Molecule: messenger RNA, 3066 nt
Organism: Sclerotinia sclerotiorum 1980 UF-70
Lineage: Eukaryota; Fungi; Ascomycota; Leotiomycetes; Helotiales; Sclerotiniaceae
Exons: 2
Coding region: 1-3066 (1021 amino acids)
Source: RefSeq, a predicted model, not a curated record
AUGACAAAUCCAAGUGUCUUAGACCUUACUUUAGCCACAGAUUCAGUAUCUCCCUAUAUCACUGAUUGGCAAGUCCUCCCGGAUCUUGGAUCAGAUCACUUAAGCAUUCUCUUUGAAGUAAAGGGCACUUUAUCCCGUACAACGAAUAUAGCUCAGCCAGCAAGAUUCAAUACAAAACUUGCGGAUUGGGAAAAAUUCGCGAAUACCCUCAAAUCGAAAAUAUCGAUAUCAACUACCUUAAAUUCGAGUGAAUACCUUAAUAUCACUACCUCAGAAUCCAACUCUCUUGAUUCCCUUCUCGACAAGAGCCAAUACAUACAAGUAUUGGAUGAAGCUGCAAAAGAAUUCACCCGAAUAAUCACUUAUUCGGCUGAAACCAGUAUACCGAGAAUCAAGUCCACAAAAAGAGCUAAACCGUGGUGGUCCCCAGAGCUGAAAGCCCUUCGAAAACGACUCUCUAAUGCAUUUGAGAACGCCAAGAUUUACCCGGAAGACGAUAUGUUCAAGAAAAUCUACCAGUCAGCCAGGAAUCAUUACUUCCAAGCUAUUAAAACAGCAAAGAAAAACCAUUGGAAUGAGUUCCUUGAAAAAGAGGAUACCCAAUCCAUAUUCAAGGCAAUGUCAUACACAAAAGAUAUACAAACCGAACGAAUCCCGAAUAUUCGAUCCAAUCCCUCUAAACUAGAAAAUUCUUUCGAGGGAAAAUGCUCUGCAUUUAGAUCGACCCUAUUUCCUCCUCCUCCAUUCACCUCACCGCCCAAUUGGGAAAGCUAUAAACAAUCUAAGAAAUGGGAAUGGCCUGACCUUACAGAGAGCGAACUCCUAAACGCGUGCUCUGCAAAAAUCAAAGGAAAGACCCCUGGCCCCGAUGGGAUCACUCAAGACAUCAUUAUUCAAGCGUACAAAGCAAUACCAAAAGCAUUCUUCACCCUCUUCAGUCAUCUUAUCAACCUUGGUUACCAUCCUUCUUGCUGGAAACAAGCCACUGGAGCGAUACUCAAGAAACCUUCAAAACCAGACUACUCGGCCCCAAAAGCUUAUAGAGUUAUCGCCCUGCUAAAUUGCCUUGGCAAGAUAAGUGAAAGAAUUCUGGCUCAAAGGCUUAGCUACUUAGCGGAGACUACGCAAUUACUUCAUUACUCUCAAAUGGGUGGAAGACAAAAGAAAUCAGCCAUCGAUACAGCAAUCUUACUCACUACCGAAAUCGAAAGAAAUUCAAGAUCCAAGAAGAAAACCUCAACUCUCUUCCUGGAUGUUAAAGGCGCCUUUGAUCAUGUAUCUAUGAACAAAUUAUUAGAUAUCUGCAAGAAUCUAAACCUCCCAACCAGCCUAAUCGCCUGGAUCUCAUCUUUUUUGAAGGAAAGGCUACUCAAGCUCUCAUUCGAUGGCCAAAUUGAAACUGAGGCUCCCACCAUGCCGCUGGUGAUGCGCGCCCCCGGCGCGCCGAGCGGCUCCCCAACCCAAGAGGCGACCCCCCCUCAAUCAAGCACCAUUACCCCAGGGGCAAGCAUUGCCCCCCCACCAAUUAUAAGAUCACUUACAGGCCCUGCCCUCGGCGUAAUCAAGGAUCGAUUCGAAAGGAUCGACAAGACAGAGAGAGAAAAGCGGGAGGUGAUCGAGGCGUUCGCAGUAUUAGCGGAUAAGCUUGCACAAGGCUUCCAGGGUCAACAACGUAAACUCGCUGUGAAUAUUAAAGGAACGAUCAUCUCCACACUGCUGGGAGUAACAAAGGCUACUUCUGAUCGAUGGACAGGGCUCACAACAGAGCAUUCACGGCCAGAAAGUAACACACAGAAGACCUACACUGAUGCGCUGAAAACUCGGACAGUGCCUGAGGCAGAAAGACCCACUACGGUUCCCACCAUCACAGUGCGCACUGCCCCUACUGGAGGCACGAACACUGAGCGUACAGAAGCACGCAGACUCAAGAGGGAGAAGGAUCGGAUCGAGAAAACGAUCCUUAUAAUAGCCAAUGGGGAAGCUCUGCUCUCAGCGGGAAACCCCUUCCUACUAAGACUCAGAAUAAAAGAAGCAGUCGCUGGACUCACAUUAGCAGAGAUUCCCUUCCUUCAAAGAAAUAAUACAGGCUGGACUCUACGAUGCAGCUCUAGCGCUAGCCGGGAGGAGAUCAUGAAAGCAGAUAACGCUGAGCGGGUCCUUAAGACCCUCCAUGCAACAAGCAUGCGCAGAUUAGAGAAGUGGUUCAUGUAUGCAGUUCCACAAGUACCUCACGACUUUUAUCAUAUCGAAGGAGCCCCUGCUCCCAUGCCCACUGAGCUUAUCAAAGAGGAGAUCAUAGCUCAGACCGGCAAGCAGCCGGUCAACUACCGAUUGGCGCGUAGCGGGGUUAACCCGAUCACUAAAAGAGCCACCUGGAUCAUUGGCUUCAAUACCGCAGUAUCGCGGUUCCGACUAUUCAAUAGCAGCUCCUACUCGGCUCUCCUAGACAAACCCCGGGAAAUUCAACUGCACAGUACUGGCUGCCAAGGGUACUGCAACCCCUUCACCUGCAACAGAGCCUCACGAUGCUCGACAUGCGGUAAACUAAACACUGAGCAUGAGGGUGCACUCGUACAUCAACAAUGUACUAGAGCAGCUCAAUGCGCCAAUUGCCACGGACCCUUCCGCGCUGGCCACUCCAACUGCCCAGCUGCCCCUAGGGUCUAUGCUAAACGACGGAUUAUUCUGACUGCAAAGGAACUGGCUGCAGUCAGAGCUGUUGGCAGAAGAGACUAUAAGACGCUGCACAGAGCAGAUGCAGACGAGGCAGAACAUGCCCCUGAAUCACCUCUGCCUCCUAUAGUAACACUCGCAGAAACCCCGAUCACCCCGGGGGCGAGGAUCACAGCAUAUGAGAAUGAGCGCCUCAGCAAGCGCCCACGCAGGCUCAGUACAAGUCUGCCGAUCGCACCAACCGUAUUACGCACACGCUCAGCUCGCAACCAGAGCCAACGGAAUCUCAAUAUAGAAGCGCUAGCAGAGAAAGCCUUCACUCCAAUAGACCUGGAUAUGAUCGAUACAGAAAACUCUAUAACAGUUGACACUGCACUUAGACCUUCUCUAUGA